AUGUCGCUUUUCAAUGGCCAGUCGACCGGUCCGCCUCCCAUAUCGCAAUACUCAGUCAACAAUAAAGGCUUAAAUCCUCUGGAUGAUGGGUCGGCGCGCAACUCCAAUAUGUCAGUGUUGAUGCCUGAGGCAUCCAUUGAUGUUGAGGAAGAGAACCGUCGCGCUCUUUUCGCAGAGUUGUAUCAUCAAACCGAAGAUCGGAUCUCUCUGAUAUUUGGGGAUGAUGGGGGGUAUAACCGCGACGCGAUUCGUGCCCUCACACGCGCGUCUGCAUCUGGCAGUGCGACCACCCCCGCCGUUCUACCUCCGACCACCGAUCACGAGCCGAUAAAGGAGCCACCUUUGAAGAAGGCGAAGAGAACCAUCGAUGAAGAUGACUACGACGAUGACGAUGAGGAGGAGGAUGAACAACCCCAACCAACCUCCAUAAAAUCCCAAAAUGCUGCCGCCGCCAGCUCGCUCCUUUCUCCAUCGAAAUCCGGAUCCUCCCCUGUUCAGUCGGUUAAUUCGCCAGACAAGCGAAUAGACAAGAUUAAGGGGCAGGAUGGCUUAUCCGAUCGGGGGAAACCCGCAGACGAAAGUAACAAGUCGCUAGAGGAAACACAAAAGGCGAUCGAGGAGGCCGCAAGGAAAACCUUCCACACGAUCAUAUACCCCUUGGAGAAUGACCGGGCGGCUAUGCUCGAGCAGCAAAGGCUCGAGGACACCGAGAAACAACUUCAAGCAGAAAUGGAUCAUAACGGCCAUACAUCUGGGGGUCAGCAAGCCAGCAACCAAGGGACUCUGAGUAGCGCCAAUCUAGGCGCUUCUAGUUUGACUUUGAAGCAUCUCAUCGCGAGGAUUGAUGCCAAAAGAGAUCAGGUCGCAGCUUCUGAUGCUGAACUUAGGCUUUUAAUGAAUGAGGUCAGGAAAAAUCGGAGCAAGUGGGCGAGUGAAGAAAACGUCAAUCAGGAGGAGCUGUACGAGGCUCUAGAAAAGGUCUUGACAGAGUUAAAAGCUCAUACCGAGUACUCAACCCCCUUCCUCACCAAAGUCAGCAAAAGAGAAGCGCCGAACUACAGCGAUUUUGUCAAAAAUCCUAUGGACAUGGGCACGAUGACGAAAAAGCUCAAGUCGCUGACUUACAAAUCUAAAGCCGAAUUUGUGACUGACCUCAACUUGAUAUGGGAUAACUGUCUCAAGUACAACCGAGAUAUGAACAGCCCACUACGGAGGAUGGCCAAUGGCAUGAGAAAGGAGGCUGAUAAACUCAUUCCCUUGAUUCCUGAUCUCGUCGUACGGUCCCGUGCAGAGGUAGAAGCCGAGGAACGCCGCAAACACAACGGUGGCGAGGAUGACGCUGGUGACGAUUCAGACGAUGAGCCGAUAAUGUCAUCGCGUGGCCGGAAGACGGGCACCAAAGGCGCCAAUAAGUCUCGGAAAGCUCCCAACGACAAGAAAGAAGACACCCCGGCAAUCGAUCAAAAGCCAAUCCUUCAAGUCAAUGGGAUUCUAGGGAAACAUGGCCGGGAAGAUUCUGAAGCCUUUGACGGUAGCAACGGAUUCUCGACACCAGUUGGCCGGUCAAAUACUCCAGGGAUGCCUAACGGUGUCUCGAAUAUGGGGAGUAAUGCUGACGCCAUAGAUGUUGACGGCUCAACGCUCAGUGGGAUGGCCUUGAACCAGGCUUUCGGCGAGGCGGCUGAACAAGCAUUCGAAAGUGAGGAGUAUAAAAUAUGGAAGCAAACCACGAAAAAAGAUCGCGCCCUGGUAGCCAAAGAAAGGAACCUCCUAUUCAAAGAGAACAAGCUGAAUGCCGAGGCCUCGGCAGCUCUUCGCACAAAGGCCGCCAUGCGACGUUUCUUAAAACAUCAAGUAGAAGCGGAAUCCCAAGCCACGGGGGCAGAUUUGGAUUCGGAUGCCCAUGCUGCUCCAGUUCAAGAUUCGGCAAACAAACCUUCCGAGACUCUGGCGGAAGGUAUUGCUGAGGAGGUGGAGAGAGUCCUUCCAGAUUACUACGACACUCUAAGCAAUAUCCCCGAUAUCGAGCCGAAAUUCCGCUGGAUUGAGGAUGGAGAGGGUCAUGUAAUCAAUCAACAUGAAGAUUUUCUUCAUACCGUGACGCCGGGUUCAUUUGUGGCCCCGCAUAGUCGCCUGGCAAAGAAGAUCGACAACAAUAUCCACCAAAUUCAGGAGACAAGGAAGCUUUCUAGCAAGAUUUCGGUCAUCAAACAGAUGCAGGUGCAGACGCAGGUGUAUGCAAACCAAUUCCCGAAAUCCAACCAUGAGCCCUUCAUCGAGCAGGAUAUUGAACCGCACUUCAUUUCUGAUAAUGGCCCGGUGAUGGCAUCAGAUACUUGCCAGAUCGCCCUGAAGCGGUCUAUCACCAAAAUUCUUUACCACGCUGGAUUUGAAGAGACGCAGCCUUCAGCCGUCGAUGCUUUCACUAGUAUCGCCGCCGACUACUUUCAGAAACUCGUCAAGACCUUCAACGUCUAUCAAAAUGUAGAAAAGAAGGCAGUACAGACACCUUCAGGCGUCCAGAUUCAAUCAAGAUUCACGCCUGAAGAAAUAAUGCUGCAUACUCUAGAUGAGAACGGUUUUGAUGUCGUCACUCUAGACACUUACAUCAAGGACGAGCUCGACCGUCAUAGCAGCAAGCUCGGGGCACUUCACGAUAGGAUGAAGGUCCAUCUCACUGACCUUCUGCGCCCAGCGCUUGCAGGAGAAACCGGUAACGACGGUGUCGGGGCAUUUAAGGAUGGGGCCGACACAUUCGUUAGUGGCGAUUUUGCGGACGAUCUUGGUGAAGACUUCUUUGGUUUCAAAGCGCUUGGAUUGGAUCAGGAACUGGGCGGAGCCCUGGGUGUUCCAUUCCACCUCCUCCAAUCCAGGGUACGGAAUCAAUAUCAAAUGCAGACGCAGACCUCUGGUUCCACGACUGCCGAUCUCUUUUCUGCCCUCGAUCCCCUUGAGGCUGUCACCCGAGAGAACAUUCAAGACCAGAUUGGACUGGUCAAGAACUUCUUCUUGGCCAAGCUACACGCUAACGGCGAUCAGCCCCUGGUCGAAGACGAAGACUUGCCAGUCAAGCAGAGGAAACCACGCCCACGACUUGGCGCGAGUGGUAAAAUCGUGUCGGCCCAAAAGAGGCCACCCAAAGAGCAGCUGGCUCUCGCCAAGAAGAAGAAGAAGAUGGAAGCCGCUGCCGCAGAAGCCAAAUUAAAUGCGGCUGCUCUUGAAAAGGCCGGCUCGGUCAACAAUACUCCAUCUAAGAAAAAAUCACUGAGCAUGCCGAACGGAGCAGCUCCCAACCCUGCUGUCCUUGCACUAGCCCCCGCCAUGGAGCGUGCGGACAGCACCCAGAGCCAGGGCGGCACCAGCCAGACCGACAAGGAAGAGGGCAUGGGCAUGAUGAGCCCAGAAAGCAUCGCCCCUUGA
Messenger RNA from Clonostachys rhizophaga, 3420 nucleotides. The record is from the annotation of a GenBank genome assembly. NCBI's taxonomy places the organism in Eukaryota, Fungi, Ascomycota, Sordariomycetes, Hypocreales, Bionectriaceae.